CAUAAGAAGCAACGUACAGAAAUGACAAGAACAGAAGAAUCCAUAGAAGAAAAAUAAAUAGAGGCAUCAUCGUUCAUUGUUUUGUGCAACAAAAAAAAAAAAAACCUUGAAGUUCAGAAACAAAAAAUUCAGCGAAGAUGAUGCACAUGACUUUCUACUGGAGCAAAAAAGUGACACUCCUUUUCGAUUCAUGGAAAACCGAUUCAUGGACGAGUUAUGCACUGAGUCUACUCGCUUGUCUCAUCGUUUCAAUUUUCUAUCAAUUUCUUGAAAAUCGCCGAAUUCGUCUCAAGCUGUUAGCCUCCGGGAAGCCGUUUCCGGCGGCGAUCGAAGCUCCUCUUCUACGACGGACGUUUGCCGGAAGUGGAGCUAAAUUAGGCGUGAGAGUUGCCGGAGCUGUUCUGUUUGGAUUGAGCUCGGCGAUCGGGUAUUUCUUGAUGUUGUCUGUUAUGUCGUAUAACGGUGGUGUGUUUAUUGCUAUUGUUGUUGGUCUUGCUGUUGGUUAUUUGUUGUUUAGGAGUGAUGGUGAAGAUUCUGUUGUUGUUGAUAGUUCUUGCGCUUGUGCUUGAUUAUUGUUGUUAAUGGGUUUGUUAAUUUGUAUUAUUAUUAUUAUUAUUAUUAUUCCUAAGGUCUGUUGCAUAUGGGAACUUUAGAUCUUUUUGGUUUAUGGUAUGUAAGUUUAUGCACUUAUUGUAAUUAACUAAUUAUUAUCAAGAAAUUAUUAUUGUUAAGAUAA
Medicago truncatula (barrel medic) is the source of this 736-nucleotide messenger RNA. RefSeq names its product copper transporter 5.1. The record is from RefSeq and is a predicted model, not a curated record. Gene Ontology annotation, cellular component: plasma membrane. Gene Ontology annotation, molecular function: copper ion transmembrane transporter activity. The transcript has a single exon. The coding region runs from base 138 to 569 and encodes 143 amino acids. Gene Ontology annotation, biological process: copper ion transmembrane transport. NCBI's taxonomy places the organism in Eukaryota, Viridiplantae, Streptophyta, Magnoliopsida, Fabales, Fabaceae.